AUGUCAUAUGUUGCUUUACGAAAGGCCGGAGCAGGAGCAGAUCCUCGAGGCGUCAGAGCGCACAUCUCAAUGAUAGAGCCUUUGGAGGUUGAUGUUGGGUCAGCUGAAGAGCUAAUUUGCUACGACGCUCAGAUAUCUUUCAUGAUCGUAGGCAAGGGUAACGACUGCUGGAAGGCCUACUGCAAUGUUGACAGCUGGUUCGGCAGUGAAAAGGAUGUCGACGCCUACCUGGCGAACGACGAAGAUGGCCCAAGUGGCGGCGCGAGGCUGGCUUCCGACCUCUGCUUGGACCCAAAGGAAUAUUUUCUACUGGUCUUGAGCCAGCGAUUCCGACAGACGGGCAUGGAAUGGGGUAAUCUUUGCGACGUUCUCAUGGCACGAACUGACACAUAUGAAAGCCGCUAUCUCCAGACCAUCGACACUGCUGACCUACGUGACGACCAAGCAAUGUCGCGCACACGAUCUUAUUCCAAGGCCGCAUCGAUGCUCCGCCAAUAUCAUGAUACAUUGUCUACGACGCUCGACCGUUUACAAGACUUUCUGAAUCGCAACGAAGACACCUUCAAGGACCAAAAAGACUUCCAAGACCAGUGUGGCUGCUACUUCAGAACCAUCGACAUCGAAUUCACGCAUCUCAGUCGUUGGCGUCAGCGUCUUCACGAGCGCAUGCAGCGCUUCGAUAUGAUGCGCGACGGUCUCUUAAAUGCCUCGGUUCUACGGGAAAGUCGCCGAUCAACGCAACAGGCAAGUGACAUCGAAACAGAACACAACAUAGCGGGUCUUCUUGCGGGCACGACUGAUUCUAGACUCACCACCCAUGGCGCGCUUCAAACCCAGCGCCUUGCGCGCUCCCUUGUGCAAGAGAGGGCGAUCCACUUUACACAUAUCUUUUCUUCCGAUCUGAGCCGAGCGUGUCUCACUGCGGAUGCCAUCCAUAAUGCCCAGCUCGGUGAGAAAAGCUCCGAAAGAGUCAAAGCAGAAAGAAUAGUUCUGGACAUUCUGCGAGAACAAGACUUUGGAUCUCUUGAGUGCCGCCCAUGGACAUCGAAGGCGGCAGCCACGAGAGCCAGUAGCAACCUUCUCGAUCCUGAUCAUCCGGACUUCAAGCCAAAGGAGACUCAAGAGGCGAUGGCUACGAGGAUGAACACGUUCCUCAACGAGACCCUACUUCCACUGCUGGCUGCUGAUUCCGAAAUUGGGAGCAAAGUCGCGGUCGUGUCUCAUGGCAUUAUAUUGUCGGUCCUUUGGAGAAUUCUGCUUCAACAGUUCGGUGCUGGAAGUGUGUCGUUGGGUCCCGAAGUCAGCGCGUCCACCGGCAGCAGGCCUUUGGAAUACUUGCCAGGGUGGUCGAACACUGGCUAUCUGGAGCUGGACAUCAAUUGUGCUCAGGUGCGCCCUGAUCUCGACAUACCUCGGUCCCCGAACACUGAUCUGCGAGUGUCAGUGCUAAGUGGCUACAAGAUGCUAAUCAGGGCCAUCAACCGCAAGGAUCAUCUCAACAACCUCAAGAGGACGAGGGGAGGUCUGGGUAGUACUGCCUUCGAUGCAAAGCAGAAAAGCCUUGAAGGAUUCUUCAAAAAGCCCAAGAUUGAGGUGCAGAAUCAUAAAGCUGGCUAG
This is a messenger RNA of Endocarpon pusillum Z07020, 1617 nucleotides long. RefSeq lists its product as uncharacterized. Gene Ontology annotation, cellular component: cytosol. NCBI's taxonomy places the organism in Eukaryota, Fungi, Ascomycota, Eurotiomycetes, Verrucariales, Verrucariaceae. The coding region runs from base 1 to 1617 and encodes 538 amino acids. Gene Ontology annotation, molecular function: fructose-2,6-bisphosphate 2-phosphatase activity. The transcript is spliced from 4 exons. Gene Ontology annotation, biological process: fructose 2,6-bisphosphate metabolic process; fructose 1,6-bisphosphate metabolic process; negative regulation of programmed cell death. The record is from RefSeq and is a predicted model, not a curated record.